Messenger RNA from Jaculus jaculus (lesser Egyptian jerboa), 4216 nucleotides. RefSeq names its product carnitine palmitoyltransferase 1A (gene Cpt1a). Gene Ontology annotation, molecular function: carnitine O-palmitoyltransferase activity. Gene Ontology annotation, biological process: fatty acid metabolic process; carnitine metabolic process. The record is from RefSeq and is a predicted model, not a curated record. The transcript is spliced from 19 exons. The coding region runs from base 59 to 2380 and encodes 773 amino acids. Lineage: Eukaryota; Metazoa; Chordata; Mammalia; Rodentia; Dipodidae. Gene Ontology annotation, cellular component: mitochondrion.
CCGCUCGCUCAUUCCGCCGCUGCCGCGCCGCCGUCCGCCGACCCGGUCGUCACUCAAGAUGGCAGAAGCUCACCAAGCUGUGGCCUUUCAGUUCACUGUCACUCCCGACGGGAUUGACCUUCGCCUGAGCCAUGAAGCCCUUAAACAGAUCUGUCUGUCAGGACUUCAUUCCUGGAAGAAGAAGUUCAUCCGAUUCAAGAACGGCAUCCUCACGGGCGUGUUCCCAGCGAGCCCCUCCAGUUGGCUUAUUGUGGUGGUGGGCGUGAUAUCGUCCAUGCACACCAAAGUGGACCCCUCCCUGGGAAUGAUCGCGAGGAUCAAUCGGACCCUGGACACGACGGGCCGCAUGACGAGCCAGACGAAGAACCUCGUGAGCGGCAUCCUCUUUGGCACGGGCCUCUGGGUGGUGCUCAUCGUCUCCAUGCGCUACACCCUGAAGGUGCUGCUGUCCCACCACAGCUGGAUAUUCGCGGAGCACGGCAAAAUGAGCCGCAGCACCAGGAUCUGGAUGGCUAUGGUCAAAGUCUUCUCGGGCCGAAGACCCAUGUUGUACAGCUUCCAGACCUCCCUGCCUCGCCUGCCUGUCCCCGCCGUCAAAGACACUGUGAGCAGGUAUCUGGAAUCUGUGAGGCCCCUCAUGAAGGAGGAAGACUUUAAACGGAUGACAGCACUUGCCCAAGAUUUUGCUGUCAACCUCGGACCAAAAUUGCAGUGGUAUUUGAAGUUAAAAUCCUGGUGGGCCACAAAUUAUGUGAGCGACUGGUGGGAAGAAUAUAUCUACCUGCGGGGCCGUGGGCCCCUUAUGGUCAACAGCAACUACUAUGCCAUGGAGAUGCUCUAUCUCACCCCGACUCACAUUCAGGCAGCGCGAGCCGGCAACACCAUCCACGCCAUCCUGCUGUACAGGCGCAAGCUGGACCGCGAGGAGAUCAAACCGAUCCGACUUCUGGGAUCCACGAUUCCGCUCUGCUCUGCCCAGUGGGAGCGGUUGUUCAACACGUCCCGGAUCCCAGGGGAGGAGACAGACACCAUCCAGCACAUUAAGGACAGCCGGCACAUCGUGGUGUACCACCGGGGGCGCUAUUUCAAGGUCUGGGUCUACCAUGAUGGGAGGCUGCUGAGGCCUCGAGAGCUGGAGCAGCAGAUGCAGCGGAUCCUGGACGACCCUUCAGAGCCGCAGCCUGGGGAGGCCAGGCUGGCUGCCCUCACUGCCGCAGACAGAGUGCCUUGGGCCAAGUGCCGCCAGACUUAUUUCGCACGAGGGAAGAACAAGCAGUCUCUGGAUGCCAUAGAAAAAGCAGCGUUCUUCGUGACAUUAGAUGAAACAGAGCAAGGGUAUAGGAGGGAGGACCCCGUGGAAUCCCUGGACAGCUACGCCAAGUCUCUGCUACAUGGCAAAUGUUAUGACAGGUGGUUUGACAAGUCCAUCACAUUCAUUGUCUUCAAGAACGGCAAGAUGGGCAUGAAUGCAGAGCACUCCUGGGCGGAUGCCCCCAUCGUGGGCCAUCUGUGGGAGUUUGUCAUGGCCACAGAUGUCUACCAGCUGUGCUACACGGAGGAUGGACACUGUAGAGGGGACACGAACUCCAACAUCCCCAGCCCCACCAGGCUACAGUGGGACAUCCCGGAAGAAUGUCAGGAGGUCAUAGAGACGUCCCUGAGCAGUGCAAGUCUUCUGGCAAACGACGUGGACAUCUACUCCUUCCCAUUCGAGGCCUUUGGCAAAGGAUUGAUCAAAAAAUGCCGCACAAGCCCUGAUGCCUUCAUCCAGCUCGCCCUGCAGCUGGCGCAUUACAAGGACAUGGGCAAGUUCUGCCUCACGUAUGAGGCCUCCAUGACCCGGCUGUUCCGAGAGGGGCGGACGGAGACCGUGCGGUCCUGCACCACUGAGUCCUGCAACUUCGUGCUGGCCAUGAUGGAUCCCAGGAAAACGAUGGAACAAAGGCUCAAAUUGUUUAAGAUAGCAUCUGACAAACAUCAGCACCUGUACCGCCUCGCUAUGACAGGCGCUGGCAUUGACCGCCAUCUCUUCUGCCUCUAUGUGGUAUCCAAGUACCUUGCCGUGGACUCCCCCUUCCUGAAGGAAGUUUUGUCUGAGCCUUGGCGGUUGUCAACAAGCCAGACCCCUCAGCAGCAGGUGGAGCUGUUCGACUUUGACAAGAAUCCAGAUCACGUGUCUAGUGGAGGGGGCUUCGGGCCGGUUGCUGACGAUGGCUAUGGUGUGUCAUACAUUAUUGUGGGAGAGAACUUCAUCCACUUCCACAUUUCUUCCAAGUUCUCUAGCCCUGAGACAGACUCACACCGUUUUGGGAGGCACCUCAGGCAAGCCAUGGCGGACAUCAUUGCCUUGUUCAGCCUCACCACCAACUCCAAAAAGUAACCCUUCUGGGCCUCUUUGAAGGAAAACGGGCUCUUCUGAUACAAACCAAAUGAAGAAUAGGUACUGACCCUGAUCUUAGUUCAGGAGGAAAAGCGCUCUUAGAAAACCCAAGUUUUCCUUCCCGAAAGGGUUCACUGUCUGUGUCUCCCCUAGAACGGUGGGGUUCACUGUGUGACGUGCGACUCCACUACUUCUGGGGAAGCCCUCGCUUCAGGAAUACUGGGUACAGUCCCCUGAAGUCUUUCGUAUUGUUAAGGAAUUAAAAUGCUGUUGAGUUCGUGAACUUGUGGGGUUGUGGCUUCACACUCGCUGGAAGUGGAAGUGACACACUUCCUCGGUGGUGACCAAGUGGAUCCCCAGGGCUGGAGGGCAUCUAGCUCCACAGGAGCAGUCUAAACGUCUGGCUGGUGGAAAGAGGACGUGCUGCUGGAGCUGGUGGUGACCGCAGUCCUAGCUGACACACUUGUAAUGCACUAAUAGAACACGCCAGCCCGGGGCUCCUGCGUCCCCCGUCGGCAGCCCCCAGUGUCUGUUUAGUUGCCUGUAUUUGCAUCUCCGCGUGUGAAGCAAGUGGGACGCCACCCUCCGAGUGUCACUGUCCCUGCGAGUCUUCAGUGCCUUAAAGACGAGCGGCCCCAGGGCAAGGGGCUGUCAGGAGACUUCCUUCACGAAGUCCACAGGGGGCCUGUGAGCACGUUGCUCCCUUCUCAGUAGUGAUGCUGGAUUCUCAUCGCCUGCCAUCCACUUACCAUUAGGCAACAAAAGCAAUGGCAGAUGUGGGUCAGAAAAGGGGAAAGACGGAUACGGUGGUCACAAUUAAGCAGCUGGGAGACCCUGCUGAAGGAUACAGUGUGGCACGUGCCGAAGCUGGCGGCCGGCAGGGCGGGACACUGGCCACUGCCUCUGGCGGGGGCUCACAAGGGCGAGACGCAGGUCCCAGGCACUGGUCCCAUCCCACCUGUCAGAAGCCCGCCUGUCACUUCCACAGCAGGCAGAGGCGGAGGAACAGCAAGCUGGGUUGUGGCAAGUGACGGGUGCUAGGUCCCCGUGUCCUGUCUUUCAACAGGAGUGCCUUUCUCAAAAGCGCCUGGUUGACCACAAAGCGGUUAUGCGCAGGCAUCUUCAAUAUUUAAUGUAGACACGAUGCAGCACGGAGCGGCGCCUUGCACCCCCGCCACCUCUGACCUGUCACGACAAGCCUAGCUGUCCGUUUUUUAAAUCGUGUAUUUAUUUUUCUGACCACUUUGCUCGUCCACCGGGCUGCCAACUUCCUACUUUUGUUACUCCAGUAUUACAAAAGCGAGUGUGUGGUGACUGCAGGAGAUGGGUGUCUUAAGGAUAUAUAUUUUGUAAGAAAAAACAAAAAACCCACCUAAAAGGGCCAAAUACUUUUUUCCCCCUUAAAAGCAAGGGGGGAAAAAGGGUGAAAACAUACACUGAGAGUAAAUCAGCCACCUGAGCCGCCCUGGCGGUGACCCUGUCAAGCCGUGUCGCCCCACGCUGUCACGUGAACCCCAGCAGAGGCAGGUUAGCACUCGGGCUUCUCUCUCAGGUCGUGAAUGUUCUGGUGUACUGUCCUCAUGGGCACAGUUAUCAAUGCAAUUUUAUAUUCCUUACAAGGAGGAAGAGUGGACUUUUGUACACGUUGCAAAGAGGAGGUGAGAGUAUUGUGUAUUUAAUUUAACUUGGAACAAGCUACAGUCUCACCGCAGCCAUGGUUUGAAUUUGCUACGCUAACCUGCCCAUUGCAUGUAAAUACAAUAUGUUUGGAUGUAAAUCUUAGAAAUGCAUGGUGUGAAUGUAGGUGACCAUUAAUAAAAACAUUAAUCCCUUCUA